Molecule: messenger RNA, 11367 nt
Organism: Rana temporaria (common frog)
Lineage: Eukaryota; Metazoa; Chordata; Amphibia; Anura; Ranidae
Gene: EFNB1
Product: ephrin B1
Exons: 5
Coding region: 121-1104 (327 amino acids)
Biological process (GO): ephrin receptor signaling pathway; axon guidance
Cellular component (GO): plasma membrane
Molecular function (GO): ephrin receptor binding
Source: RefSeq, a predicted model, not a curated record
GCUCGGAGAUCUUGGCGGAGAAGGGUCGGCGGUGACCGGAGAGCGGAUCUAUGGAGCGGGGACGGAUCGUACGGCGGUGAUCGGUGAUGGGAAGCCUGGAUACCUGAUCUGGAUCGGAGGAUGGAUGCUGUGCGGGGGCUGAUCGGGCUCCUCAUCGCCCUGUGCCGGGUGUGUGUCCUGCAAGGGAAGAACCUGGAGCCGGUCACCUGGAACUCCCAGAACUCCCGGUUCCUAUCGGGAAAGGGCUUGGUUAUACACCCAGCGAUCGGAGACCGAUUGGACAUUAUUUGCCCCAAGGGGGAGCCAUCGCGGCCUUAUGAGUAUUACAAGCUGUACAUGGUUCGCAAAGAACAGGCUGAAUCCUGCAGCACCGUUAUGGAUCCCAAUGUCUUGGUUACGUGCAAUCAGCCGGAAAAAGAAUUUCGAUUCACCAUUAAAUUCCAGGAGUUCAGCCCGAACUACAUGGGCCUGGAGUUCAGAAGGAACCAGGACUACUACAUCACAUCUACAUCCAAUGGGACGAAGGAGGGCCUGGAGAACCGAGAAGGAGGCGUGUGCCAGACACAGUCCAUGAAAAUUAUCAUGAAGGUUGGGCAAGACCCCAACGCACCAGAUCAUGUCUCUACCAGCCGACCUAGAGAUGACAAUACUGGAAAGCUGGCGACACCGGGCCCCUGGAACAAUAAGGAGGUGCCAGGAGAUCCUGGCAAGUCAGAUACUGUGAAUCAGUCCAACACGCCCUCUGGAGGAGGGAUCGACGGUUUCUUUAGCUCCAAGAUCGCGGUGUUCGCCGCCAUCGGAGCCGGAUGCGUCAUCUUCAUCCUCAUCAUAAUCUUCCUGAUCGUCCUGCUUAUCAAGAUCCGCAAGCGGCACCGCAAGCACACGCAGCAGAGGGCAGCCGCCCUGUCGCUCAGCACGUUGGCCAGUCCCAAGUGCAGCGGGAACGCAGGCUCCGAGCCCAGCGACAUCAUCAUCCCGCUGCGGACUACAGAGAACAAUUACUGCCCGCACUAUGAGAAGGUGAGCGGGGACUACGGGCACCCGGUGUACAUUGUUCAGGAAAUGCCACCUCAAAGCCCCGCAAACAUUUACUACAAGGUCUGAGAAAAAUGGAGGGACGGCGACUUCACCACCUUGCUCCCCGACCGGGGAAAAUGGUCAAUCCGGUAACCUGGAGCACAGGCCAAAGGUCACUCUGCAUAAAGGACUCUGAGAGACGGAGCAAUAAGACUAAAAUUUUCCCUACGUUAGGUAUUUUUUAUAUAGUCCCCCCUCCCCCUCUCCCCCAAUUGUUCUGCUCCCUUUUAUUGUCCAGGGGGAGGGCGGAUCGGAUCUGCUCUUUGCACACCUGUGGCAGUCAUCCCUUGACCGAGGAGAGGCGGCAUGGAUUUCCUUCUACCGCAAUGUGUCUUGUGGGGUGGGGGGGGGCCCUCUAUCAUGCAGGUAGUAUAGAUGAUUGUGAAAUUUGUUCGGCAAGCUGGUGAUCAGUACCAUGUAUGACGAGGGGUGGGAAUGAGCUUGGCAACCUCGGGGUCACCGGUUUCAUGAGCACAUUGGUGCAGGCUUACCUGGACUCCGACAUGUUGGGACUGAUGGACUUGAGUAUCUUCCGGGUAGAGCGAAGGUCAUUCUGCCAAGGCGAAACCCACCCUGAGCCAUAGGGCGGGCAACUACUCCAACCACUCAUGUACCGGUGCACGCCACGCAUACUACCUGUGUACGCAUAUGCACUUAAUUGCACAACCCUUCCAUUAGGCUGUGUCUCACCAUGUGCUGCCCAUUAUGUGAUGGAGCUAAAGGUGGCUGUGGGCACCAGCUGCUGGGUCUCGCCAUCUGCUGCCCAUUGGUUAAAAUAUGGUGGUGGUAAAGGAAUCUGGGUAACAGCUGCUGGGUCUCGCCAUCUGCUGCCCAUUGGUUGUGCUUAAACUAAAGGAGUCUGGGCACCAGCUGCUGGGUUUCACCAUCUGCUGCCCAAUGUUUGUAAUGCUAUGAAGCUAAAGGUGUCUGGGCAACAGUCUCUGCAUCUCACCACCUGCUGCCCAUUGCUUGUAAUGUGAUGGAGCUAAUGGGCACCAAUGGAUAUGUCUAACCACUUGCUGUCCUUUUUUAUAGAUGUGAUGGUGCUAAAGGUAUAUGGGCACCAGCUGCUGCAUCUCACCAUGUGCUGCCCUUUGGAUAUAAUGAGGUGGUGUUAAAGGUAUCUGGGCACCAGUCACUGCGUCUCACCACCUGCUGCCCAUUGGAUAUAAUGUUAUGGUGCUAAAAGUGUCUUGGCACCAGCCUUUGGGCAUUGCCAUCUGCUGCCCUUUGGUUGUAAUGUGAUGGAGCUAAAGGUGUCUGGGACCAGCCAUUGGGGCUCACUGCCUGCUUGCCCAUUUUUAUACAUUGCAAUGGAGCUAAAGGUGUCUGGGCACCAGCAGCUGCGUCCCAUCACCUGCCCAUGCGAUAUAUGGUGUGGAAGGUUGUUGGUGCACCAGCUGUUGGGUCUCGCCAUCUGCUGCCCAUUGGUUGUAAUAUGAUGGAGCUAAAGGUGUCUGGGCACCAGCGGCUGCAUCUCCCCACCUGCUAUCCUUUGGAUAUAAUGUUACAGUGCUAAAGUUUGUGGGUGCUCCAGCCAUUGGGUUUCACCAUCUGCUGCCCAUUGGCUAUAAAGUGAUGGAGCUAAAGGUGUCUGGGACCAGCCAUUGAGGCUCACUGCCUGCUUGCUCAUUUUUUAUAUUGUGAUGGAGCUAAAGGUGUCUGGGCACCAGUGGCUGUGUCAUCACCUGCUGCCCAUUGGUUACAAUGUGAUGGAGCGAAGGGUGUCAGGGAUUAGCUGUUGGGUCUCACCACCUGCUGCCCAUUGGUUGUAGAGUAAUGAAGCUAAAGAUGUCCAGACACCAGCGGUUCUAAAACCUAGCAAAGGCAACCACAAGUUCAAGGUUUUGGCAGCAACCACGAUCACUAAAGCCACUCAGGACUGUUGUGACCCACAGUUUUACUUUGAUGCAACGUCCCUGCUGGUCUUCUGUACCAAACAUCUUGGAGUUCACGAUGGUGGUCAGCAAUGGGUUUUGGGUGGUUUUCUAGGAAUUUUUUCUUUUGUAGCUGUUCCACAAUUCUGUCUUUGAGAAGCAAAGUAUAACAUGCAGCUGGGUACCUAUUGGAGGUUGGCGUGACACCAUGGCUCUCAUAAACCAGGCCUUGGCCCAGAUGUUGGGGCCUGGUGACCUAGACCGCUGCCUGUGCCAGCAUUGCUAAUGAGAUUCUUCUUGGGUUCCUCAGAGUAGUCAUUGCUAAGUGAUGUAAGAAUCUGUGGUUUAGGGCCAUGAAUAUCACCGUGGGGUUAGGCUUCAUUUACUAGCAGGGACAAAGCUAGUCAACUGUUCUUGAUGCGCCCCUGUCUUGCUAAUACCCGUUGGGUAAUAAGUACACAAUGGUUUCUACAUCUUGUGCACCUCUGCAGCACUGCCUUGGCAUUUGCACGAACUUGUCUUGUGGAUCAGACAGCAGUCCGAAGUGAUCUUUCCGUGUUUGGAUACCUUGGGUGCUACUCAAAUUGCAGAAGCCCCUCACCAAUAUGGCUCAAGCCUGGUCGAUACGGGUUCCUACCCUCUUUGUAAUGCCAUUGCUCUUGCUAAAGCCUGGGAGCCUGCUGAGGAAUUCCUCCACCGUGGACCUCCCUGGUUGAGUUUUGGUGUGCCGGGCCUUUGAAACCCCUUCAGGCAGUUGGGCGUUGAAUUGGACUUCUAUGCGGUUUCCUUCAGCGUGUGCAGUCAGAACACUUGUUCCUUAUUAAAGUGUAGCCUGAGCAAUGCAUCUCUGCAAUGCAUGCUUCCAUUUUCCAUGCCGUGCAGAAAAAUCUGAUCCUCCAAAAAUGUAGCAAAAACCCAACUUUUCGUAAUCUGACGCUUCCGGUGUGGACAGCCCUGGGCUGUGAGUCCAGCUUUGACGGCUUGCCAAGGGAAGUUACGAGCUCUAUUGGCUUUUUACGGUAAGCGCCAAUCUCUUUAGAUUGGCACUUCCCAAUCCCGACAAAUUUGCCAUUCCUGUAAAAAGCCAGUGAGCUCCUAACUUCCCAUAGCAAGCCGACAAAGGGGAGGAAUCCAAUGUUCCUGGUCCCUCCAAGUCGGGAGUUGCCGGCAUGUGAACCUUGCUUAUCCAAUAGUGAGGAUCCUUGUAUUCUUUGAAGAACGCCACACUCCUAGCCCAACUGGAGCAUGUGUAGAAGGGCCUCGGACAGCGCUAUACCACAAACCACGCCUACUGACGCAUUUCGCUUCCGUCUAAGCCAUGGUGGGCGGGGGCCUAAUGAGUCGGUGGGCGUGGUUUGAGUAAAGCUGUCCGAGGCCCUUCUUCUACACUUGCACACAUGCUCCGUUUUUAGGCCGGGAUUGCGACGUUCAUCAAACGCAGGAUUUUUCUGUACUUUUUGGAACGUAAAAAAGGGAAAUGUGCAUGUACUGCAGAGAUGUACACUUUUUUUUUUGCCCGGUCAUACACCUUGAGUUGAGUCGCUCAGUGCAGUCUAAAUGUGAAAUUUUAUGUGCAUGUGGCUCACACAUGAAACCCUUUUAUGCAAAUAACAAACCUCACACACCAAGUCAUCCCGUCAAUACACCUAUAUGCAUCGAACGUUCACACCUUCCAGUCUGUGCCUUUAUAGACACGGGCUCAUAUAACCCGAGGCUGUCCUGUGUUCCCCAUUCCUACCACUGUCCAUAAAAGCAAACAUUCCUGUCUUUUCACAACACCCCCACCCCCCCACCCACAGAUUUUUCUUUUCCUUGAUAUUAUCACCCACCACAUUUUAACCCUUUUUUACAUUAAAUCCCAGUCCAAUAGGGCCCCUUCAAGACAGGCGAAGCAUGGCACAUCCCCCCCCCACCCCCCACCCCAAUCUCUUAGCCUGCUUUUAUUUGUACUUGCUCUUUUCACGCUAUUUUGGUUUUUGGAGUGCUACACCAGAGGCACAUGCAUAUGCUUGUUCACUCCUCUGCACUUAAAAAACACACCCUGUUGUAAAUCCUGUUGUGGAAGGGUUUCCUCUAUGCUUGCCUGAGCACAACCGCCCGAGUCGGGACAUGUGCUGCACAUCUGAUUUUGCUCCCUUUUUUUUUUUCUCCUAAUAGAUCAUGAAGGGUUAUAUAACUGACUGGCACGCUGCAAUUGGCGCAUUCAGGGUCAGUCGUGGGCAGAUAACACGCUGCAAGCUUGAUGGAAUGCAAAAAGAAACUCCUAAAACAGAGGAUGUGCAUGGAGUAUUGGGGUUGCUGCAACUGCUCACACCCCCAACUAUACACCAACUAGGAGUAUUUUCUGCAUGCCGUCAAACUUGUGGAGGAGAUGCAUUGAGUGUAUGUGUUGUGGAAAUGGCUCACUGACUACACAUUGCAAGUUUGAUGGCAUGCAAAAAAUACUGCUGGAUGGAGGACAUGCUUUGAUUAUUGGGGUUGCUGAAACUGCUCUACGUCAAGGCUCAUACCUGACUGCAAGUUUUUUGGGGUUUUUUUGAGGCACAAAUCGGUUGCCAAAAAAUACUUUAAUGGAGAAGAUGCAUUGAGUAUUGGGGUUGCUGCAACUGCUCACCCCCAACUGCACAUUGCAAGUUUGAUAGAAUGUAAAAAAUACUCCUAGAUGGAGGAUAUUGAGUAUUGGCGUUGCUGCAACAGCUCACCCCCCAACUCUACGUCAAGGAGUUUUUUUUUGUUGCAUGCCAUCAAACUUGCAAUGUGUAGCUGGGGGUGGGUUGUUGCAGCAACCGCAAUCCUCAAUGCAUUUCCUCCAUCUAGGAGUAUUUUUCACAUCCCAUCAAACUUGUGGAGGAGAUGCAUUGAGUGUAUGUGUUGUGGAAAUGGCUCCCUGACUACAUAUUGCAAGUUUGGAAUGUAAGAAAUACUCCUUAAUGGAGGACAUGCAUUGAGUACUGGGGUUGCUGCAACUGCUCAUCCCCCAACUACACAUUGCAAGUGUUUUUUUGUGGCAUCAAUGGUAUACUUUGGAGGACACCCAUUGAGUAUUGGGGUUGCAACAGCUCACCCCUGACUACACACUCCAAUCGCUUGCCAAAAAAUACUUAAAUGGUGCAGAUGCAUUGAGUAUUGGGGUUGCUGCAACUGCUCACCCCCAACUGCACAUUGCAAGUUUAAUGAAAUGCAAAUAAUACUCCUAGAUGGAGGAUAUUGAGUAUUGGUGUUGCUGCAACAGCUCACCCCCCCAACUAUACAUCAAGGAGUAUUUUUUUGCAUGCCAUCAAACUUGCAAUGUGUAGCUGGGGGUGGGCUGUUGCAGCAACCACAAUACUCAAUGGAUGUCCUCCAUCUAGGAGUAUUUUUCACAUCCCAUCAAACUUGUGGAGGAGAUACAUUGAGUGUAUGUGUUGUGGAAAUGGCUCCCUGACUACAUAUUGCAAGUUUGGAAUGUAAGAAAUACUCCUUAAUGGAGGACAUUGAGUAUUGGGGUUGCUGCAGCUGCUCACCCCCAACUGCACAUUGCAAGUUUGAUAAAAUGCAAAAAAUACUCCUAGAUGGAGGAUAUUGAGUAUUGGUGUUGCUGCAACAGCUCAUCCCCCCCCAAACUAUACAUCAAGGAGUAUUUUUUUGCAUGCCAUCAAACUUGCAAUGUGUAGCUGGGGGUGGGCUGUUGCAGCAACCCCAAUUCUCAAUACAGGUCCUCCAUCUAGGCUAGGAGUAUUUUUUUCACAUGCCAUCAAACUUGUGGAGGAGAUGCAUUGAGUGUAUGUGUUGUGGAAAUGGCUCCCUGACUACACAUUGCAAGUUUGAUGGCAUGCAAAAAAAAUACUGCUGGAUGGAGGACAUGCAUUGAGUACUGGGGUUGCUGCAACAGCUCAUGCUCAGUUACACAUUGCAAGUUUGGCAUGCAAAAAACACUCCUUCAUAUCAAGACGCAUGUUGAGUAUAGGGGGUUGCGGCAACAGUUCACCCCCCCAACUACACAUUGCAAGUUUUUUUUUAUGGCACAGUGGCUUGUAUAAAUUGACUCCUUGACAGAAGGCAUGCAUUGAGUAAUGGGGUUGUGGCAACAGCUCACCCCCCAACUACACCUUGCAAGUUUUUUGUGGCACAAAUGGCAUACUUUGGUGGAAGGCAUGCAUUGAGUAUUGGGGUUGCGGUAACCGCUCACCCCCAACUACACAUUGUGGAGCCACUGGAAUGCCGAAAAAUAAUCCUUGAGGACAUGCAUUGAGUAUUGGUUGCUGCAACGGCUUCCCACCCACCCCGAUAACCUUGCCUUGCUAGCGGCGGCGCCACCUGUGCUCCUACCUAACCUUCCCUUGGGCAGCUCCCGUACCCCCGGUUUUUUACAUUCUAUGCAGAGUUUGGAUCCGGUGUCCUUGUAUGGAGGCAGAUUAAGGGCUUGUGUGUUCUAAGGCAGCAGCUGUCUGACGGAGGAUGGGGCUGUGAGACGUCGAGUCUCAUGUGACCAGGAAAAAAAAAAGGCCUUAAAAUAGAAUUUAUAAAGCACCACACACUCGACCCCCUCCACCUCACAUGGAGCACCGUUUUUUGAUGCUGGGGUUUUCAUUUUUGGCCACAGCGCGGGGCCUGCUCUCCUCCUAUUUUUUUUUUUUGUUUUUCUCCCAGUAGAGGCCAACACAUUUCUAAGCACAUGAUCCGAAGACGAAGAAGUCCCGUAUCGGCACUCUUAUUUUACCGCCUCUGUAAAUAUAUUGUAUUCCAUUCUACGCGGCAAACCCCAGUUUUCAUUCUGCCUUUUAUUUUUAUUUUAUUUUUUUUUAGGCCAUUUCCGACGACGGGAGCAGCCGGCAUCCUAAAUAAUUAAUAAACCUCGAUUUGGCCGAAUCCUAUUGGAUGCUUUUCCGCUGUGGCUGAGCCGGCUCGUCUUUGGGGCGGCUGAAUUUUUAUCUGCACAAUUUUUAUUUUUUUAUUGCUCAUUUUCCUCUUAUUUACUACCUGAGCCCCGCCAAUUCAGUGCCCCCCCCUCCCCCAAGCAACAUUGUACAUAUUGUGAAAAUACAAAAAAGGUGACAUUUUUUGAAUUUUUAUUAGCACCUUUUUAAUUUUGCUUCAAAAAUAUGAAACAGAUCUUUUUUUUCCUCUUGUACCUUCAGAAAAUUAACUUUGAUAUUUUUUGUAAAUAAUGUGUUUUUUUUUUUUUGGAAGAAACAAAUACUGAAACUUUUUUUGUAUAAACUCCAAAUUAAUUUUCAUUUUUUAUUAGUCGAAAUUAGAUUAUUUUUUUUGUUUUUAACAUUAAAUUCCCACGCAUUAUCUUAUUCAAACAUGAAUUGAACGACGCACUCUUAAAGUAUUCACAGGAUAUGAAGCAGGCUUCAAUAAUAAAAGGAUGGUAGAGGAUAAGACACUUCUAUGUUCUUAUAUAAUUGCAUAAGACGGGGAUGUUGGAUAAUGUAUGUGAUGGACCACCUGUAUGUCGGGAGUGGUCGGGGCAGACUGACCAUGUGGGCAAACAAGUUUUUUUUUGUUUUUUUUUAAUCUGCUGUAUUUAGGGGGUCAUGUGAUUGGUGAGACUAAUAAGUAGUUCAUAAUGGUGGGGAAUCCCCCCCCCCCCAGAUUAAUAAGAUUAGAGUUCCACUCCCACUCCCUCCCCUUUUUUUUAAAUGGUCUUUUCAAGCAACGACUAGGCUUGGGUAGUCUGCAUGAUGGCCUUCCAAUGGGGUUCAUGCAAUAUUAGAUUGGAAAAACCUUUUUGUAAAGCAACUCCAUAGCCAUGUAAAUAAAAUUUUGAAUAAAGAUGCUCCUUGUAAAGAUUUUUUUUUAACCUGUCCAGCUCAACUGAUCUUCGUUCUUGAAGGUCUACCAUUGGUGAAGAAUCUUGCUCAUGGGUGUCAAACUGGUCUUUUGCUGUCCCAUCUGCUGGCCCAUCUUUCAGGACAUGGCAAUUAUGUAGCAGUUGGUUGAAUAAGGAGUGGGGGGGGCGGGGGGGUCAGGCAUAAGACCUUUCCAAAAGUGGUGGGUGCCUGGUCACUUCUGCAACUUCCACGUCGCAUAAGGACACAGACCUGGUUCGGGCUGGGGGCUUGGUUUUCCAAACGAUCCCUCUGGGGGCUUGGAAGGCCAGGGGGCUUGGUUUUCCCAAAUGAUCUCUUCAGAGCUUGGAAGGCCAGCAGGCCAUCCAGGUGCUUAGGUUUUCUAUGCGCUCCAUUUGGGGCUUCAAAGGCUAGCGGGCUCUCCAGGGCUUGGUUUACCCAAACGAUCUCUCCGGAGCUUGGAAGGCCAACAGGCCGUCCGGGUGCUUGGGUUUUCUAUGCGCUCCAUUUGGGGCUUCGAAGGCCAGCGGGCUCUCCGGGGGCUUCGAAGGCCAGCGGGCUCUCCGGGGGCUUCGAAGGCCAGCGGGCUCUCCGGGGGCUUCGAAGGCCAGCGGGCUCUCCGGGGGCUUCGAAGGCCAGCGGGCUCUCCGGGGGCUUCGAAGGCCAGCGGGCUCUCCGGGGGCUUCGAAGGCCAGCGGGCUCUCCGGGGGCUUCGUUUUCCAAGCGAUCCCAGGAUUCAACACUCCUUCUUUUAAAAAAAAUCUUCAGAUACUAAAGGAUGUUGAAGAGCAUUAGGACUGAUUAUGCUGGCGGCGGGAUAGAUAAUUUUUUUUUCUUUUACAAGCAGCAUCUUUUAGUUCAUUUUUAUUUUUUACUGGCGACGGCUGUUUUCUAAAAAUUGUGUUUUAAUGGUUUAGCAUUACCCAGGGAGAUCUCUUGACUCUUGGCUUUCCUCAUGACUGGUCAUGCAACCUGGGAAGCAAAACCCGCCAGAUAUACUGGGGAGGGGGGGUCACGUUUUGGACACAUAGUAAUCUUUUUUUUGUUUUGUGCUACUGCAUGUGCGCUCCCCUCUCUACUCAGGUGAAACCCCCUCCUCCUCUCACCGCGCCAUGCAUUCACCCCAGAAGGGGUGCACGUCUUGUGCCCAACGCCUAUUUGGCACGCAGGCUCCCAAAUCAUUGGCUUGACAUUCCCAUUUUUCAUUAAUUUAUUUGCGCUGUACCACAGAUCGGUGUAUUGAAUGCUUUUGAAAAUAGAAAUAUCUGGAAAAAGGAGGGGUGUUCCCGAGAGGAAUAGCCAUUUUGCAGGACUUGCAAAGCCAAGACCCCCUCCCCCCAAAUCAUUGUCCAACCAAUACCCAGAUCAUUUGAAGUUCCUGACACUACAGUCCUACCUGACUCCCUUUGGACUAUCUGUAGCUCCAUUGUCCAAUCCCCUUGUUUGCCCGUCGGCUUCACCUACACGUUGGACCAGUUGCAGGCUUCCCUAUAUUGGGUCGUUUUUCUGUAAUUUUUAAGAUUGCGUUCCCGAUCUUUAAAAAGGACCGUAGCUCUGAUGGACUGCAUUGCCUAAUAUAUGUCUGGAGGGGAAAUAAAGGUUUAGGAUUCUAGUCCAGUGAUGGUGAACCUUGGCACCCCAGAUAUUUUGGAACUACAUUUCCUAUGAUGCUUAAACCACCCUGCAGAGUGCAGGAGCAUCAUGGGAAAUGUAGUUCCAAAACAUCUGGGGUCUCAAGGUUCUCAAUCACUGGUCUAGUCCAUAACCAUUCAUUUCUAGAAUUAAUAAAAGAUAACCGAGUAUUAAAAAUGAAACGGCUUGGUAGGACUGAGCAGACCAUAUUCCCGUAUUAUGGAAUGACUUGGGCUACAUCAGUUCCCUCCCCCCCGCCCCGGUUUUCUUGUGUCUAGUUGCGUAUGUUGCUAUUUUGAAGGUGAACACCAGGUAUGGAGAAGGUUGUCCUGAUCACAUUUGCUGCAUCUCUCAGGCAAGGGAGGGUGGCCAGCUUCCCAGAACCCUUCAGUAUCCCUGCUGUCUUGUCACCUAUCGACUCCUCCUCCUCUUGGCUUUUUUGCGGUUUAAUAACCGAAAUAGAACACAGUUAAAAGUCUCUAAGUAGGGUAAACACUUUUUUUUUUUUUUUUUUUUUUAUAUUGUAUUUUAUUUUUUGUUUUUACAUUUUGGACUGUGCCUUUUUAGACCCCGAAUUCUCGGACGGAGCUUUCCCGGCUCCAACCCGCUAUGCACGCCAUUUCAUGUCCGAGGCCUCUCUCCGUCAGGGCGCUUGUCUCAUUAUAUAUCGCCUGGCGCGGGAGGCGGGGUUUCCGAUUUCCAUCGUUUUUAAAGGGAAGAGAUUUCCGUGCACACAUCGUUUGUCACUGUAAGCCACAUACUCAAAUAAUGCCUCUGUUUUUGCUCAUCAUUCCUCAGGCACUUUGUAAUAUUUUAUUUCUGUUUUUAUUUUUUUUCAUGACUUACCACUUUACUUUUGUUUCCUGUUUUUGAAUACAUUUUGCCCUACAGCUCUGCAGUUUAAACUUCACCCCAUGUCCAUGUUUAAUGCCUGGAACUCCAGUUCCCUGGAGCUAUGUUGGAAUCCUGAUAUAUUGUUAAAUAAAGUUUUUUUCCUAUGGAAA